UGAGCUGGAAUCGUGAGGAAAUUAAUUAAUGACCCCAAUAGCAAUUCACAUAUAUGAUUAUAUAUGGCAUUGAAUUUGGAAAGGUGGGGGAGGAAUAAUCCAGGGUGUUUUCCAUGGGAUAGGCGUGAUGAAAGGUGGUGGUUUAAGGGAGGGGCUUAGGUGGUGACAUUACAAGACUCAUGUGGUUGCAUGUGCAUAAGUUGGAGAACAUGCCCAAAGCAACAAGCUAGUAAACACCACCAGUAGCUACACUUGGUACCAUCCCGUUCAAUUAUCCCCCUAUUCCCUUGGAGUCCUUCUUUGAAAUUGCCCCUUGUGGUCCUCACCCCUUCAUUCUCUCAUUAGUUAAUUUGCACUAAUUAAAAUGUAUUAUCCUUAAGGGCCGCCAACCAAGUUACCAGUUAUAUCCUAUAAAACCCCCACCCAUUCUGCCAGUUCUGUCAUAGUAGUCGUUUCAGUUUUUACAACCAACUUGACGCUUGGAAGGCUUAAACUUCGGGUUAAGUCAUCGCGGGAUUCAUGGGUUCUCAACAGCCUCUCCUUGUUUCCCUUGGUUUAAAGGGCACGGUCCUAGAAACCGAGGGAAAGUCCUACACAAAUGGGGCAUUGUGGAACAUCACACGGGAAAGUGGUGGAGUGGUUGUGAGGAACAAGAGAUCGCCAAGAAGAAGGAUCCUGAAGAAGAAGAAGAAGACAUGGACACGCCUACAAAGUGCAAGAAGGCUCAGCAAUAAUAUUGGGAUCAAAAGAAGGGUGAAAACUUUGAAGGGACUGAUUCCAAACAGUGAAGAUUCGACGGGGUUGGAUGGACUUUUCAGAGACACGGCUGAUUACAUUUUGUCCUUGCAAACUAGAGUCAGGCUCAUGCAGAUUAUGGUUCAAGCAUUCGCAGCAGGUUCUGAUCAUCAGUGAUUGCUCAAAAUUCAUUGUGUAAAUUAGAGAAUAGUAUUCUUUAUUUUUUACUUA
Pyrus x bretschneideri (Chinese white pear) is the source of this 966-nucleotide messenger RNA. RefSeq names its product transcription factor UPBEAT1-like. NCBI's taxonomy places the organism in Eukaryota, Viridiplantae, Streptophyta, Magnoliopsida, Rosales, Rosaceae. The transcript has a single exon. The record is from RefSeq and is a predicted model, not a curated record. Gene Ontology annotation, biological process: regulation of DNA-templated transcription. Bases 520 to 912 code for a protein of 130 amino acids.